CCGGCGGAACUUUUAGCCUGAACUUCAUGUUGUUUAGCAGUCGGUCUCCACUGUUUAACCUUUAUUUUCUCCACCGUUUAAUUGAGGCUACGUUUAAAGGAACACCUCUCACGUCUAUUUAUGAAGUCUUAACAGAAAAUCAGAGCGUGUUGUGACGUAGAGAGCUGUGUUAGCUUAGCAGGCUAACUUCUAACAGCUAGCUAUCUGUGUAGCUAAAGGCUAGCAGGAGAGACACCAGGAGACAAGCAUGUACUUCCCCCCCACCAAGCGCCUUCGGGGCCCGAACCAGGAUGCAGUGACGGCCUUCAACGACCCGUUUGGAGACGAUGACGACUUCACCCAGGACGACCUGAAUGAGAUCGACAUCAUUGCUUCGCAGGCCAUCACUGCGGCGACUGCACCUGGACUUGGGAUGAAACCAGGACCCAAACCGAUGGAGCAGGCCCGCGGGUCCACGUGGCCGCAGUCGGCGGGGCAGAACAAACCUGUGAGCAGAGCGACAACCAAUCAGAGCAGCGAGAACACGUUUGGGUUCAGCAGCAGAGGAAACGCUGGGAUACCAGGCAGAGAGCCUCUCGGUAACAGGCAGCAGCGGUUUGGGUCGGACAGAGAAGACUCAUACAGUCUGCUGGAAACUCAGCAUGCAGAUCUAAAGAGGAAGCUGAAGGAGGUGGAGGAGGAGAUCGUGUUGAAGAGCGGGGAGAUCCGAGUCCUGAGGGACUCCCUGAAAGGAGCUCAACAGGAGAAGGAGACCCAGAGGCAGAACCAGAUCCUACUGGAGACCCAGAAACAGAGAGAGCAGAGCGACCGGGAGAAGGAGCUCAACAGGAAGGUUCAGUCUUUGCAGUCAGAGCUGCAGUUUAAAGAAGCAGAGAUCAUUGAGAUGAAGACCAAACUUCACAGCUCAGACAAAACCAAGACGGCCUCCCCACUGCCGAGAAACAGUCCUAAAGUGCUUAGCUCUCUCGCCCAUUUGCAUCAUGGGAGCGGAAGCAGCUCCUCGUCUCCAACAGGAAAUGGCUUCAUCACCAAGGAGACGUUUGGAGCCCACGUCUCAUCCAGAACGACGCCGUUGAAGACUCGAAGAGACGCAGACAGAGGGGGGUCCAGCAGCAGAUCUGUCGACAGACAGGAAGUGUCUCACCCGGACCCCUUCCUGUCCGUCAGACCGGCACACCUGCAGCACAGAGGUGGCGUCCUGCUGGGGUUGUUGCUGCAGCAGCCUUUGUCUCCCAGCAGCCUCGGCCUGUCUCACCUUCUCUCUAUGAGUCUGACUGACGUCCACCUGACAGCAAGCGAGUCUGCAGGUUUUCUGCUCCACUCUGAUGCUGCUGUCAGUGUCGUUGGGGGUGAAGGUGGAGCUCCCAAAGCUUCUCUGAGUCCUCUCCAGAGUCUGGCUGUAACCGGACUCAACAUGCUGAGUCAGAACCGACCAGCAGCUGCAGCCGGCAGCGGCAGCAGCAGCAGCAGAAACAAAAGCUCGUGUCCCGGAGCUGUCCUCUUCCUCCCGCUGUUGGAGCUUCACCUGUCUCGACUCUGUCAGACUCUGGACUCCCUCCGCACCGUUUCUGCUGGCAGCAACGGUUCAAACUCUACCGCUGCACCUUCGCUCCCAGCAGGCAGUGCGGCUCGACCAGGGAGAAUGGAUGAGGCUGGUUUGACUGGUUUCAGCGUUGAGGACACUGGUUUGGCUGCUCUGAGGCUCCUCUACCUGUUGGUGGCCCACAGUGACGAGGUGGUGGAAGCUGUGUUGUCAAACGCGAGUCAGAGCAAAGUUACAGACAUAAAGAGUGAACACUCUGCUUCAGGUGUGAGUCUGUGCUCCCAGAAUGCCUUGCUGCAGUCAGUGUUGCGGCUGUGUGAAGCGGGGCUUGGUGGCGGCGACAACGUUGGUUUUCAGAAUGAGGAGCUUGUGCUCAAUGCCAUGAAGACUCUGUGCGUCCUUAUCGAGAGGACGCCACACACACACGCAGACAGGUUGCAGUGUGUGUUGCAAGUGGUGUGUGUGUGUUUGUCAGCAGACUGCAGGUUGCAGACGGUUUCGGGGAGUGUGUCUGUCCUCACGUCCAUGUCCGACCACCAGACCCUGGCUCAGCAGCUCUGCUCUCAGCACGACCCGUGUAUUUUCCUGAAGUUGUUCCAGUUCAUCAGAACCAGACCAGACAACCGAGCAACACACAGAGACUGGAUUCUGCUGGACCUGCAGGUGGUUCGUUUGCUGAGCAGACUGAUGACUCAGAGAGCAGAGAGCUGGACCCCCAGCCAGCACAGCAGCUGUCAGUGUUACUCUGAGGUGGUUCAGACAGUGGUGAUUGUUUUCCAUCGUCAGUGGUUGGAUCUUCGUGGUUCUCAGGAUCAGACGGACUCAACCGGCCCGGCCCCGCCCUCACAGGAGGGCCCCGCCCCCUCGUUGCCAUGGUGGCGAGGCCCGUCGGCGUCUCUGCUCAGAGAGUGUCUGCUGCUGCUGCACUGGCUGCUGCUGCAUCACGGCAGCUUCUCGGAGAACUGCCGGCCGCUGCUGCACAUGUAUGACCAGGUGAUCCCCGCUGUCCGAGACACGCUGAGGAAGAUCCCCGAGCUGAGCGAGAGCGAGGAACUGGCAUUGGAGGAGAUCUGCCGCUCGGAGGGAGACGACACUGAUGACAUGGACACUGAUACUGGCUCCUGAUUGGCUGCUGACACAGACUCCAGAAGUGACCAGUGGACAGACAAGAACGACAGUUGACUGACUGUUGAUUGGAUAUUUCAGGUUGAGACAAGGACAGAGAAAAGACUGAAGUGGAAGUUGGAGAGAAAUGAAGGAUUAGAGAAAAGUCAGAGGUUUGACUGAAGGGACGGAGUCACAGGAUUCUUUCUGCUGUCGGAUGUGAUUUAACAAUAAAACGUAAAGG
Anoplopoma fimbria (sablefish) is the source of this 2891-nucleotide messenger RNA. It is a transcript of the gene atrip, whose product is annotated as ATR interacting protein. Lineage: Eukaryota; Metazoa; Chordata; Actinopteri; Perciformes; Anoplopomatidae. Gene Ontology annotation, biological process: DNA repair; DNA damage checkpoint signaling. The transcript has 18 exons. The record is from RefSeq and is a predicted model, not a curated record. The coding region runs from base 248 to 2668 and encodes 806 amino acids.